CACUGUUAAGUGUAUGUAGAACUGUCAACUAUUUAAACUACAUCUAACUUCACGCGUCCAUUUUCUACUUCCUUUUCCGUGUUAGCUGUGAAAGAAUAAACAUGCCGCUAGCCAAAGAUUUAUUGCAUCCUUUGCCCGCUCAAGAAAAGCGCAAACACAAGUUGAAGCGCUUGGUGCAACAUCCCAACUCCUACUUCAUGGAUGUCAAAUGCCCCGGCUGCUACAGAAUCACCACUGUCUUCAGCCACGCUCAAGGCGUUGUUGUAUGUGCUGGAUGUGCUACCAUCUUGUGCCAGCCUACCGGUGGCCGUGCUAAGCUCACAGAAGGUUGCUCUUUCAGAAGGAAGCCUCAAUAAAUGUGAUGUUUUAGUUUGCUGCCUCAUCAUAAUUUUUUCAAAUUUUAUUUUUUAACAACAAGAAAAAAAAACAAAAAACAAUAAAAAAUACUUUUUCGUUCUGAAAAAAGCUUAAGAAGUAUCAACUAAUUUCUCCUAUACUAUUUAUGUGGCUUAAUUUGAGGAUACAACGUUGGAUUCGUGUUGUUUUUAUGAAAUGAAAAAGGAACUUUAUCUUAUAAGGAUAAACCCCAAGUUUGAAAAAAGUGUAUGGUGAUAUCAAUAGCUUCUCCAAUUCCAAUGUAUUUAUUUUAUUAAUGAAUGAAUGAAUUAGAUUCAUUUUUUAUAUGGAAUACACUAAAGAAGUCUUUCUUUACAUAAACUA
This is a messenger RNA of Lucilia sericata (common green bottle fly), 720 nucleotides long. RefSeq names its product 40S ribosomal protein S27 (gene RpS27). Gene Ontology annotation, biological process: translation; ribosomal small subunit assembly. The record is from RefSeq and is a predicted model, not a curated record. Gene Ontology annotation, cellular component: ribosome; cytosolic small ribosomal subunit. Bases 102 to 356 code for a protein of 84 amino acids. Gene Ontology annotation, molecular function: RNA binding; structural constituent of ribosome. NCBI's taxonomy places the organism in Eukaryota, Metazoa, Arthropoda, Insecta, Diptera, Calliphoridae. The transcript is spliced from 3 exons.